Molecule: messenger RNA, 339 nt
Organism: Camelina sativa (false flax)
Lineage: Eukaryota; Viridiplantae; Streptophyta; Magnoliopsida; Brassicales; Brassicaceae
Product: defensin-like protein 164
Source: RefSeq, a predicted model, not a curated record
AGUCUCCAAACAAAAACAAUUGGUGGACUAACGUAAUCUUCUAAUUGGAACAGAAGUCAUGGCAAAACUACUGUAUUCGUACAUGUUCAUCUGCAUGUUUGUUCUGACAGGCUUCUUGGCCUUUUCAAGUGCAAAGCUAAAAACAUGUACUUCGGCCUUUCCGCUUCGCCACCCAUGCGAUCUUGAAUCAUGCAUAAAUGAGUGCUUUCGACUAUUCAAGACUGGAUUUGCAAGUUGUAGCAAAAACAAAGUUCUUUGCUUUUGUGAUUACAAUUGCAAAGCUUAAUUGGACAUAUAUACUCCACAUGUAUGUGAUGUUCUUAACUAGAGCAAAUUACU